CGCUGGUACCGAAAUCGCAUGGCUAAUCUCAACGCAUUAACUGGAGCCGAAGCUGCUGCUGCUGGUGGAGGUGGUGGCGCUCGGGGUAUGUCCGAGGCCGGCAGAACAGCCCCGGUAUUAGCGCCACUUUUGGGAGGGGUCUUCAAAAAUAGAAAAUCCCGAGCCGUGGACGACACUGGAGAACGAGGCUUUCAGCGCAUCAGUGGUCGCAAACUGCCUAGUGCUUUCUCAGCUGGCAUGACUUCCGCACCGCCGAUGCUCAUGCCAUCGGCCUUCGACACUGACCGAAAUAUGAGCACCAGUUCGGUGUAUCGCGACAGCACUUACUACGGCGCAGGCGGAUCGCCCUUUGAUGAUCCCAACAAUGAAGUCGGUAUCAACGAGACUAUUAUGCCUGGACCAGCCCGCCAAGCGAGAGUCCACCCUCCUUAUGCCAUGAGCCCGACAAGCGCGCUGUCAGAAAACACAUCGCCCACCAGUCCCACAUUCCCCAUCAACAGGAGCAACAUGUUGACACCGGAACCUGGCCAAGAUGCUCCUCUUAUGACCCCACUUCACCCGCAAGGCAUGGCCAACAGAAGCGUCACUCCUGGUACUCUUUCAAGCUUCGAUGGAAGCAGAGGCAGCAGGUUCACCGAGGAGGUCUGAUUCUGCAUGAUCACUAACUUUACUCCCAACACCAAAAUUGUGUUCUUUUUCUUGUUCCGUCAUGUCCAACCAACGCGGGAUGGAGUUUGAGACUCUCCCAUCUUUCCUACAAGACUUUUGGUUUCUCAUUCUCCACUACUUCACUUCUCUACCCAACCUUUUUUCUCUUCUUCUUCUUCUCCAUCUUGGAAGCCCGAUACCCCCUUUUUGUACUUCAGUUACGCUUUACACUUUGUAAAACUUUUGCCACGAAGGUACCUUA
Aureobasidium subglaciale EXF-2481 is the source of this 910-nucleotide messenger RNA. RefSeq lists its product as uncharacterized. Bases 19 to 648 code for a protein of 209 amino acids. Lineage: Eukaryota; Fungi; Ascomycota; Dothideomycetes; Dothideales; Saccotheciaceae. The record is from RefSeq and is a predicted model, not a curated record. The transcript has a single exon.